Labrus mixtus (cuckoo wrasse) is the source of this 1505-nucleotide messenger RNA. RefSeq names its product retinol dehydrogenase 20 (gene rdh20). Bases 163 to 1113 code for a protein of 316 amino acids. Gene Ontology annotation, cellular component: lipid droplet. The record is from RefSeq and is a predicted model, not a curated record. The transcript is spliced from 5 exons. Gene Ontology annotation, molecular function: oxidoreductase activity, acting on the CH-OH group of donors, NAD or NADP as acceptor. Lineage: Eukaryota; Metazoa; Chordata; Actinopteri; Labriformes; Labridae.
GUCUGAGAGCCAUAGAGGGAGGGAUACACCAGCUUGGCUGUCUGCAUCCUCACACAAUCUAACACUUAGUAAGACAGUAAGACACACACCUUCACAGGUACCCGGUGUGAGGUUAGAUAUUUAUUCUGACAAUUAAGCCCAUCAGCAGUUUCACAAGUCAACAUGAUCUUUCUAAUGGACCUGCAGAUGAUGCUGCUGGAUGUGAUUUACUUCAUCCUGCGUAACUCUGUACGGGUCGUCCUGCGCCCUCGCACCAAGCCCAUCGAUGGCGAGCUGGUGCUGAUCACCGGGUCUGGUGGUGGCCUGGGUCGUCUCUUUGCUCAGGAAUUCACCAAACACGGGGCAGAGGUGGUGCUGUGGGACAUCAACAGCAGCGCCAAUGAGCAGACAGCCAAGCUGGUGCGGGAGAUGGGGGGUAAAGCAUACACCUACUCGGUGGAUGUUACCAACAGGGAGGAUGUGUAUCGAAACGCAGACCUGGUGAGAAAGGACCUGGGCCGAGAUGUUACAAUACUGGUGAACAACGCUGGAGUGGUGGCCGGUGAGCGCAUGUUAGACUGUCCUGAUGAGCUGAUGGAGAGGACCAUGAAGGUCAACUGCCACGCCCUCUUCUGGACAGUGAAGGCCUUCCUCCCUCAGAUGAAGGCCCAGAAUCACGGACACAUUGUGACCAUCGCCAGCGUCCUCGGUCUUUUCAGCACGGCUUGUGUCGAGGACUAUUGUGCAAGUAAGUUUGCUGCAGUGGGUUUCCAUGAAUCUAUGGCCCACGAGCUGCUGGCUGACGAGAUUGAAGGAGUGAAGACUACUCUAGUGUGUCCCUACAUCGUGGACACAGGCAUGUUUGAAGGCUGCAAGAUCCGGAAAGAAGUGGAGAUGUUUCUCCCUCCUCUGGAGCCCCAGUACUGUGUGGAGCAGGCGAUGAACGCCAUCCUGAUCGAUCAACCUUUAGUGUGCAUCCCCCGCCUCACAUACCUGCCUUUCCUCAGCAGAGCGUUGUUGCCAUGGGAAUCCAAUGUGGUUACAUAUCGUUUCAUGGGAUCCGACAAGUGCAUGUACCCCUUCAUUGAAACCAAGAAGACACAAGUGUCUAAUGGUGCCAUUAUGGUGUCAUAAUCAUACAAGUACAGCUACAACCUAUUUGAGAGCCACAACCUUAGAAAUAAAAUCAAAUGUCAUUUAAAGGGUUUAUAAAACACAUGAUGGAAAGAAAACAAAUCCCUCCAGCUACAUGUGAAUAAUAUGAGAUAAAGAAGGCCAAAUUGAGGGGGCUUUGGGUUGAAGGACAAAUUAUUCAGAAAUGUGUACUAGAUGACGACUCAGGCAAGUCGUCAUGUGACACAAGAAUAUUUCUGUAUAUUAAGAUUUAAUCUAAAGUCUCCUCUUAACAGGUUUCUCUCCAUGAAAGUGUCAAAUGAAUGAAGGAAUCCUGGACAGGCCUAAAGGGGAAAUUGGUCUUUAAUAUGUGUAACUAUUAUCUUUACAUAAAAUAAAAUGAUUACAAGACA